CGCGUGCAUGGCCGAGGAUCCCACUCGAGGCACAGGACUCACACAGCAUUGAAGGCACUGUACCACCCUCCAGCUCCUUAUGCAGCACCCCCAGUCAUGCACGGUCGGCAGCGUUCUGGCCGCAGCGUGCCAGGGCCACCUCUCGACCCCUACCCUCGCAACCCGGCUGGCAGAAUUAGAUGCCUUCCGUGGAACAGGUCGCGAUAAUGCUAUCGCACGCUGGAACGGCCACAUCCUGGAUGCCCUGCCAAAGCUGAAUGCGCGAGAGCCAGUCAGCGUCCAGCUGGCGGAAAAGCUGACGCAGGCAAACCUGCUGCUUCAGCUCCUCAGCGACGCGGGCAUCUUCCCAAAGCUGCAUGCUAGCGUGCUCAGGUGCUUGUUUGAGGAUGGACAGCGUCUGCAGGCGCUGAUGGAUGUGCGAGAGCUGGAGAGCAAGCAGCAGGAGCAGCAGGCGGGGCCUUGCCCGCUGCACGAGGUGGUGGUGGCUGCUGGCCAGGCCUGCGCGGAAGCCGUGGCAGGUAGCGGUGAUCGGGCGCCCGAGGAGGUCUUCUAUGCCCUGCCAACCUCCACGGUGGCUCAGUUCUUCAAGCAGGUGGCAGCAGUGGCAGCGAAUGCGGGGAGGAACCCUGGGCAAGCAUCCGUCGACUUCGAUGCUGUGGCGCAGCUGAGCAAGGGGGUGCAGGUGGCGCUCGGUGGGGCCAUGCAGCAACGGGCGCAUCAGCAGCAGUGGUAUGGGCUGGCAAUCAACGUUGCGGUGGCGGGCCUCGAUGAACCAGAGUGGACAGCUGGGAAAGACGUGCGAGCUGGUUUACAGAUGCUCGCCGAGGCCUGCUGCCGGCUUCACCCGCGUCUGGUGCUGGAGGCGCCCCAGCAGAUUUCUCCCUGCGUGCUGCUACUGUUCGAGCUGACAGAUCGCCUGCUCAACGCCUGCGCUGCUGCCGUGACUGCUGCUCCAAUCGGUCGGCAGCGCCAGCAGCUGCACAUAGAGUAUGCCGCCGCCAGGGACCAGCUGUUGGAGCAGCUCCUGGAGCAAGCGCUUGCACUGAGCCAAGAAGAUCAAGUCGAAGGGUUGCAGUUGAUUCGCCGCGUCCAAGGCAUGGCAUCUUCUCAUGGUUCAAACAGGCUGCUCUACGAAGUGGCCUUCGCAGUAACCCACGAUUUUCAGAACCUGUACGAAGAAAUGCAGCAGCAGCGCGGCGACGGGCUGGAUCCGCCCCUCACCACUUAUGUUUGGGACAGGCUGUUGAAGGAGGGACGGUUUGCUUUUUUGCUGGACCAGCCGCACAACUUCGAUGCCGAGCUGCAGCGCUUCCUCAGCGACGAUGCUGCUGACAACACGGCGCUCAGGCUCCAGAUCCGCUGGCUACAUGAGGUCCGCAUGCAGGACUACUCCAGU
Messenger RNA from Chlorella variabilis, 1396 nucleotides. Its product is annotated as expressed protein. Gene Ontology annotation, biological process: transcription-dependent tethering of RNA polymerase II gene DNA at nuclear periphery; protein import into nucleus; poly(A)+ mRNA export from nucleus. Gene Ontology annotation, molecular function: structural constituent of nuclear pore. The transcript is spliced from 10 exons. The record is from RefSeq and is a predicted model, not a curated record. The annotation marks the transcript as partial. Lineage: Eukaryota; Viridiplantae; Chlorophyta; Trebouxiophyceae; Chlorellales; Chlorellaceae. Gene Ontology annotation, cellular component: nuclear pore outer ring.